Cinara cedri is the source of this 33010-nucleotide messenger RNA. The record is from the annotation of a GenBank genome assembly. NCBI's taxonomy places the organism in Eukaryota, Metazoa, Arthropoda, Insecta, Hemiptera, Aphididae.
UGUAGAUAACAUAAUAUUUGUUUUUAAGCUGAAUUUUGUGAUAUAAUGCAUGUAAUAUUUUUCUGUCGAAUGCCGAGCACUGAACUGGGCAAUUGCUGUUUGACUUAUCACUUUUGAAAGUGCGCUUUCGUGUUAAUCAACGUUAGUUGGAUCGACGGUUUCUAUCAUAGAAAAGAGAUAUUAUAUUCAACGUUACGUAACGUUGUAUAAUAAAAAACUGUAAACUACCUGUAUAAUAUUAUAACCUACCUGUUUUAAGUUUUUUUAUUGAGUUUUUCUAAAAGUUACCGUUGACUAUACCUGUAUAAUUUAAGUAAUAAUCAAACGAACAACAGAAAAAUGUCACGUAAGUAUACCUAUUUCCAAAGAUGUUUUCUAUUACCUAUAAUACAGCUCAGAGACCUCAGUACCUACUUAUAACAAAUUCUAUAUCUAGGUACUACCUACCUAUUUACCAAAUUACUAAUCAUAAUAUUUGUAUUAAUGUUUUAUUAAGUAAUCCAUUAUUAAAAUGAAUGAUCCAUUUUAUUUGCAAAAUUUGUUUGAUGUUUGAGUUAAAAUUCAAUUUAUUAUUCAUUAAUAUUGGUUAUUCCAUACAUUUAUUGAUUUUUUUUUUUACAAAAUACAUAAAAAAUGUUCAAUUUCAAACCUAUAUAUCUAUCUAAAGAUCAUAGACAUCUUUAUAUAUUAUAAAAAAAAAAUAUUUUUUUUUUCCAAAACCAAAAUGUGAUAUUUCAACCAAAAAAUAUAAAGCUCAAUUUAACUAUUAUAUUUAAAAUUAUAUAACAGUUAGGUACUUACCUAAUGACCUUCACACUUAAAGUUAAAUAUUAAAGAAAAUUUUUUUUUAGUAUUCGUCAAUAUGAUUUGAUUAAUUUUUUUACACCAAAUCAAACAGAUAAUUAUAUGACUUGUUGUUUAAUAUUAUUGAUACUUUGAUACUUUGAACCUUGGCGUUCUAUACUGUUUUGUACCUACCGUAAUAAUUUGGUAUUUAGAGUACUUAUACAUUUUAAAUGUAUCUAUUAUUAUUAUCUUGUCGUUUAUUACAUAUAUUAUGUUUAAUUAUGAAGUCAUAAAUAAUUGACAAAGUACUUUGAACUUUAUUAAAUACCUACAUUUAUAACUAUAAUAAAAAUGAUUACCCAUUAAAUAAUUACAAAUAAACUAUGUUAUUUUUGUUUAUCAUCUUAAUGAACAUAAAUAAAAAUGGAAAAAUGUAUGUAAUAUAUAUUUUAUAUGUAGUUAAAAAUGUAAUUAGUUAUUUUAAAAUCUUCCCAAAAUGUGUAUAACUGAUACCUACAUAUUUAAUUUAUUAGAAGUUUCACAUUUGUGUUGCUUUAUAAUUAGAUCAUACAAUUAUUGAUAAUGUUGUAAUAGUUAUAUAAGCUACAAAACAUUGCUAAACAAUUAAUUAUAAUACUAAAUACUGUAUAUAUUAUCAAUAAUACUUAAUAUUUAGUACUUAUUUCCCUUUCUUUGGGUUUAAAAUUUAAAAUAAAAUAAUACAUAUACAUAUUUUAUAAACAAUAUUAUUGAUUUAAUUGUUAUGUGGGUUUUUUUGGCAAAGAUUUUUAUUGUUAAUGUUUAAUGUAUAAUAUUUUAUUAACUUUUGGAUUUUGGUCUUUAAUAAAUUUACAUUGUACUUAUAAUCUAAGGAGUCGGUCAUUUAAAAAAUCUGAAUGUUUAUUUCACAUUCCGUAUUUAGAUCAAUAUUCAGAAUAUAGGUUGUCCAUACAGAUGUCUAUAAUAUCCGUAAUAUAAAAAAAAGGUGUUAUAAAAUUGGGUUUUCAACUGAUAUAUAAGUUAAUCUGAAUAUUGACUUAUGGUUUUCAUAAUCAAAUAUAGGAUUGGAAAUUAGUUUUAUCUGUAACAAAUAUCAGAAUAUUGGUUAUCACAAAAAAAAAGUCAUAUCAACUCAUUAGUAAUUUAAAAUCAAAUUACCAAAAUGAGUGUAAUUAAAUGUUUUAGAACUAAUAAUUUUACCCAGUUUAUUGAAAAUUUUAAAUGUAUUUAUAAAAUGUCUAUUAAUUAUUUGUAUUUACAGAUCCAUUUGAAAACUUUAAGAAAACGCUUACUGUAAACAACAAACAAUAUUUUUACUUCGAUUUAUCUAGUUUUGGUCCUCAAUAUGGUAAUAUUAUGCAUUUAUAAUAAUAAGUUUUGUAUAUUAAUAUAUAUUAUACUUAUCUCAGUUACUUAGUGAAUAAAUCUUUACAUCAAAAGUUGUCUAUUUCAUGAAACGAAACAGCCUUUUUUAUGUUUCACAAUAUGGUUAUUUGAAUUUGAUAUUGUUUAAGUUGGUUUGCAAUAUGAUUGACCACCGUACUGAAAUAAUACAUAUUAUAUGGUACUCAACUAUUGUUGUAGUAUUAUAUUUUUAUUUAUAAGGUAUGCCUGAUAAUAUUUAAAACAUUUUCUUAGCAAUUAUUUAAAAAUGGCAUAUUAAAAAAAAAAAUAUUACAGAUUAAAAUAUAAAAAUAGAUUUUAUUUUACUUUUUAUUCUUUUAAUAAUACAAUUUUAGUUUUGAAUAAAACUUACUUUUCACUUCAAAAUUUGCAACAUUAACACAUCAAACUACAUGCUAAAGUGGAAUGUGUAUGAUCAAAAUAGCAAUUUUACAAGUACACUAUUGAAUAUUAAAAUAUAAUAAAAUUACAACACACUUCAAAAAGUCUAUUACAUAUCAGAAUAGACUAAAUAUUAUUUAAUACCUGACCUUAUUUGUGAUAAUUGGGGUUAUAAAAAUAAAAACAAAUUGCUAUAUGAAAAAUACUUAAUAUAGUUUACUCCUUUUUUCUCUUUUUACCUAUUUUUUUUUUCUUAUUAAUACACAAAAAAAUAAUAAUGUAUCAUGGCAAUUUUAUGAGAAUAGUAGAUCCAACCUAACCCGUGGUGAACGUUUUUAAAUAAAACUCCUUACCUUCACUGUCAAAACCAUGCUAAAAUUAAAUACAACCUUGAAAUCUCAGAUAACUUGUACAAAGCAUCGAACCCACAAGAGGACCACCCUAUGAAGAUUCUCUCUUUUCUAAAAAAAUUUAACAUGUAAAACUCAAUUUAAACAUUAUUGUACCUUAACUCAUAUAACUUAAUUUAUCUUUAAUUUUAUAGUUAAUGUUUUUAGUAGUUAAAGCUGUAGCAGGAAAAAAUAUAAUAAUAGUUUAGUGCGUUAAUUUGAAUAUAUAAUGUGGUCGACCACAUUGCCAAAACAAUUUUAUUAAAUUUGUGUGACCAUAUUGUGAAAUAUUUUUGUAUUUCACAGAGUUUGAAAAAAGGCAUUCCCUUUUCAUGGAAACGUUAAUUUUACUAAUUGGUCACAAGUUGCGACAUUAUAUUUAUCAUUUAUUCUAUUAUAACAUUUUAUGGUCUAAAUAUACCAAAUGCAAUAAAAUUUUGUUUUAUACUUUAUAGAACUACUGCCUUUUUCUAUGAAGGUACUUUUUGAGUCUGCUGUUAGAAAUUGUGAUAACUUCCAAGUCACUGAAUAUGAUGUGCAAAAUAUAUUAAAAUGGACAAAAAAUCAAGGCAUUGAUAAAGGUGUUGAAGUAGCAUUUAAACCUGCUAGAGUUAUUUUACAAGUAAAUUAUUAUUAAAUACAUCAAAUUUCAAUUUAAUUAAAAUUGUGUGGAUUGUAAUGUAUUAGGAUUUUACUGGUGUACCAGCUGUGGUAGACUUUGCUGCUAUGAGAGAUGCUGUUAAGAAUUUAGGAGGUGAUCCAAACAAAAUUAAUCCCGUUUGUCCUUCCGAUUUAGUCAUUGAUCAUUCAAUUCAAGCAGAUUUUGUCAGAGAGUAAUAAAAACAAUAUUUGUUUAAAAUUUAAAUUAAAUAAUAUUUUGAAAUUAUUUUAGAGCUGAUGCACAAGAGAAAAAUGAAAAUCUUGAAUUUGAACGAAAUAAAGAAAGAUUUACAUUUUUGAAAGUAAUUUAUUAAUUUAAUUGAAUUUAUAUUUUGUUCAUUGCUUAAUGAAUCAAAUUUAAUUUUUGUUUAGUGGGGAGCUAAAGCCUUUAAGAAUAUGUUAAUUGUGCCACCCGGUUCCGGUAUUGUCCAUCAAGUAAAUUUAGAAUAUUUAGCUCGUGUCGUUUUUACUGAUGGAGAUACAUUGUAUCCAGAUUCUUUAGUGGGCACAGAUUCACACACAACAAUGAUAAAUGGUUUAGGCGUUUUAGGAUGGGGUGUUGGAGGUAAAUAUAUUGAAAAUUAUUACUGAUUUAGUGUAAUAAAAUCUAAGUAUUUGUUUUCCAAUUUUUUAUUUAGGUAUAGAAGCUGAAGCUGUUAUGUUAGGGCAAGGAAUAUCAAUGUUACUUCCUAAAGUUCUUGGUUACAAGUUAACAGGUACUCUUGGUCAGUAUGCAACAUCUACUGAUUUAGUUUUAACAAUUACUAAGGUAAACGUUUUAUUUUUCGAAAUCAUUAUGCUUAUUGUGUAAACUUUAUUUUAUUUUCAAUUUUGUUUUAGCAUUUAAGGCAAAUUGGUGUUGUUGGAAAGUUUGUUGAAUUUUUUGGACCUGGAGUUACGCAGUUAUCAAUUGCUGAUCGAGCAACUAUUAGUAAUAUGUGUCCAGAAUAUGGUGCGACAGUAGGUUACUUUCCAGUAGACCAAAAUACACUGUCUUAUCUUCAACAAACAAGUACGUAAAAUAUAAUUUUUGUAACCGAAUAUACAAUUAUUAAAAUAAUGCAUCUAGGAAAAUUCUAAAUUUAUAUAAAUAAUUUAAAUAAAGGUUUAGAUAUAUUUAUUAAUACUAUUAAAUAAACAAAAUUGUUCCAUUUAAAUAAAAGUAUCUGCUAGACCUAUAAGCAUUAAAUAUAGAUUAAAUUUUAACAUGAUGUGUGCAAAAAUAUCUGUUCGAAAUAGAUGACCUUACGAUAUUAUUACUAAUUAUCUUCGUAUAUUGUUGAAUAUAAGCCUAAAUAUCUGAUUUAUGUCCAAAAAUGUUGGCGAUUCUAAUUUAGGUUUCAUUUUGUACGUAAACAGUUUGUUUUCAAUUGGUUCUUACAAUCUACACUUAAUUAAUGUUUUUUUUAUAAUAUUAUGAUUACUAGAUAUUAAAUAUAAACACUUGAUAAAAAUGAAUAGUUCCAUAUUCAAUUUUAAUUUUUUUUUUUUUUUUUUACCAGACAGAAGUAGUGACAAAAUAGCUGUUAUUAAAGCUUAUUUAGUAGCUUCUAAAAUGUUAAGAAAUUUUGAUGAUCCAUCUCAAGAUCCAUUGUUUAGUGAAAUCGCUAAUUUAGAUUUGGCUGAUGUUGUGCCAUCUAUUAGUGGGCCAAAAAGACCACAUGAUCGUAUAUCUGUAUCUGAAGCUAAACGAGAUUUUCAAACUUGUCUCACAAAUAAGGUAAGUGAAUUCUGUUAUGAUAGUUAAUACAAUUAAAAGAAUGGGUAAAUAAGUUUAAUGGUGUAUUACGUUUAAUCACCAAUUAAACAAAGAUGACCUUAUUUAAUAACUUAUUAAAUAACUUUUAUAUUAGUUAACAAUUAUUAUAAGUUAGAGUAGAAACGAUGACUAAUUUUGUGAGACUUAUUCAAAAUGUAUCCUUAUAUUGAUUUCCAACUACCAUAGAAUUUUAUUUGGUGGUUUAUAUAAUUGUACACAAUAUUACAAUUACAUAAUAUCUUGUUUUAAGUGGUAUUGAUCAAAAUUAUCUUAUCGAUCAAUAAUAAUAACUAAAUUAAGAAAUUGAAUGGUCAUUGUCGCAAAUACAAAUUGUAUUUAUACAUUUAUAUUUACUUUUGACAGGAAUGAACUAUAUUAAAUGUGUGCAUACCAUAUAAUUAAAGAACUGUUGUUAAAAUCCUAAUGUAUUUAUAAUAAUAAUCAAGGUACAAACCUUCAUUUGUAAAGUGAUGAAUAUUUAAUGGCAAUCAAUUGGACUUUUUGAAAUGAUAACAUUUAAGUACUAAUUUUAUAUUGUUUUUAAUAUAAUUUUUAUUGAUAUAUGAUACACAGUAGACAAAGGGAAUAUUAUUGUAUUUUUAACUAUUCAUUUUAAUUUUCCACAGGUAAUUUUUCUUCAUAAAAAUAUUUGCCAAAAAUAAAAAUAGCUUUCUCCCAUGUAAUUAUACAAUGCUGACUUAAUAGUUUAAAGUUUUCAUUAUAUUUUUAUUUUUAUUUUAUUUAUUAAGUAUAAAAGAACCUUUAAAGUUCCAGGACAUUCACAUUUAUUCAUCUACAUAUUGAAUAUACAUACAUAUAUUCAGUGGAUUUUAAUAUACUGUAUACAGUUAUGUAUUAUUAGUAUAAGCAAAUGUAUAUAUUUAUAUUUCCUUAUAUCAACUGUAAACAAAUGAAAAAUUAAUUUUUUUCGUAGACUUCUUAAUUUUCUUCUUUAAGUAUUUUAAAUUGUUUUCCAUGUAGUAUCUUAAUCAUAGUACAAGACGAAAUAGUACAGUAUAAUAUCUUGAGUUUCAUACCUAUUUAAUUUGUAGCUGUAACUUGUGUGUUAGUAAUUAUUUUUAUUACUAUUUAAUUUUCUGAGAGCUAUAAGGGUUAAACUCAUUGUCGGUAUCGUCAUAUUUUAAAAUAUGAUUGGUAUCAUGUUAGCUAACGCUAACAUUAUAGUUUUUUUUAUUAAAAAUUUUCUAUAUUCAAAAUUAAAAACACAUUUUUUUUUUGUCAAAAUUUGUAUAUAUUAUAUAAAAAAAACUUGUUAUAUGCUCUUAUACACACCAUAUAAUGAAUUGACCUUUAAAACUUAUAUACAAUAAAAAUUACCAUAUACCGAGUAACAAAAAUAUUUUACUUAAAUAUAAUAAUAUAAUAAUUUCAUUUUGAUAAUUUUUGUUUAUUUUUUAAAAAAAAAAACUGAAAUGAAAAGAAAUUAUUAUUUGGUUAGUAUCAUGCAAGUGGGACGUUAACAUAAUCGGCAAUAGAAAAUUUGAAUGCUUAUAAUGCUUAAAAAUACAAGUUUAAAAUUUAACUUUGUUAUUUUAGUAUAAUAUUAUGUAAAUUAGUGAACAUGGAGUUUCAAAACAAUAUUUUUUUAUUUGAACAAGUGGAUAGGUUACUAAAUGGUUAAAUUAAUUUUUUGCGUGGAAUUAACUUUUUAAUACAUUAAAAUGAGUUAAAAAUAAAUACAAAACAAAAGCUCAGUAAUUUUAUUAUCGCAAUAAAAUUGUUUCAAUAUUUAAAACAAGAAUUCUUAUUUAUUUAUUAUAAAAAUCAUAAAGCUAAGUUUAUCUUUUAUAUUGAUUAAUACGAUACAUCUAACCUAAUAAUAUAUAUCUUUUUCCAUAGACAAAACAUGUCAAAAAUUAAGAUACAUGCUUCAUGAAUUGUCACCAGUGAUAGCAUUCAAUCAUAAGUACCAACUAGAAUCAAUUCAUGGUGCCCGCAUCCUAAAAUUGAUUGAAUAGAUACAAUGAAUUAAAUUAAUUGAGUCUCUAAAAAAUAUGAUUAUUUUCAUCCACUCACCUUUUUCAAACACUGAUAGAACACAUCGUAGAACACUGUUACUUCUUUACUGUUUUCACUAACUAAAAAUUGAACAGCAUCAGAAUUUCAUCUAUAAUUGACUCUGAUAAGUAAUGAUCCAAAUUUAUCUAUUUACUGGGUUAUACUAUUUACUUUACAUUAAUGGCAUAUUGAUCAUUACGUUAUGUGAACCUUGGAUAUUUUCAUUAACUUGUAUGUAUUCGUUUAUGUCAAUAGUCUUAAUGUGUUUGCUCUCUAGGUUUAUAUUUAAAUAAUGAAUUUACAUUUUAUAAAAUGUUUAAAAUUUGAAUUUGUUUAAAUAAUAUUUAGCUGUUAUAGUAGUAAUUUUCUAUACUAACUACUAGAAAUGUUCUGCAAUUACUUGAUUGCCCAGUACUCAAUAUCAUAUUUAAGACUCGACCCUUACUUGCUACUCAUUGUAAUAUAUACAUUUUUACUCAACUCAUAUCCAGUAACUGACAAACACUGAUAAUCUCUACAUAAAUAUAUAUGCAUACCUAUAAUUAAUAUAACAGAAAACAAUUUAAAAUUUUAAAGUGAAAAAAUAUAAAAUUAUUUAUUUUGAUACAUUUUGAAAUUACAACCAAUUUACAAUAACCCGUUUAGUAUAUUAUUAAUAAUUUCUCAAGCAAUAAUUGGAAGUUGAUAAUGUUUAUAGUGCCUUGAUCCCCAUUUUAUAUUUACAUUUCUACCCAGUCAAUACUCAACAUCCGGUUAGUAUGGAAAUUUCUACUUGACCAAUACUCGACACUCAGUUAGUAUUAAACAUUUGUCUAUGCCAGUACUCAAUACCUUGUUUAUAACAAAUUAUUUACCCGGAAUAUCUCUACUAACUACUCUACUACUAAUCUACACUUAAAACAUAUAUAUAUAAUUAUUCAAAUUUUUAAGAAAACUUAUAAAAAAAUAUUUUUUUAUUAAACUAAUAUAUUAUUUACUGAUAUUGAAAAAAUUUUAAUUAUUUUACUAUAUGUUCCUAUAUGUGUAUAAAUAUACCUAUAUAUUUAUAUAUAUAUAAAAAAAAAAAAAUAUUAUUGUUUAUUAUGGCUAUAUUAUAGCCAAUACAGAUCUCAUUAUUAAUUGAAAUUAUUCUGUACUUAAUAAAACAAAAAUUAUAUUUUAAAAUAAUUAUUAAAUUAAUUUAUUGGGCAUGAAGCCUGUAUAUUUUGUAAAAUAAAAUAGUCCUCAAAUUUACCUUACCUAAACCAGAAAAAAUAUCCAAAUACUUGAAAUUUCUUGCUCUAGUCAUAAUUUGUUGAGGUUUAAUAUUGAAAACAGUAUGUUAAAUUAUAAUGGGAUAUUUUUUCAGAACUUUUUGGAUGUUAGACCAAAUUUUUCAGUAUAUUAAAACUACUAUAACCAACUGUGGUAUAGGUGUUUGAAGCUUUUGUAUGUUUUAAAAAUUUAGAUUGUUGGGAAUACCUGUUGUUGGUAGAUACCUAUUUUAAUUAAUUUCACUCAUUUAUUUAUUGGUGUAUAAAAGAACUAUGAAUUGACUACAAUACUUUUUUUAGAUUUUGAGUAUAAUAAGAAACUAUUUUACAGAUGUUUUUUUUCUUGGAAAAUAGUAAGUUUAAAAAGUUUAUUUAACACAUUGACAAUUAAAAAAAACUAUUCCAAAAAUAUUAUUUUUAGUUCUUUAGAUCCUUUUUUUCGUAGAUUUCUAUGUUAUGACAUAGUACAAACACUAUUAUUACUACUCCGCUCAUAAUAGUUAAUUAGUUUAUAAUGAUUUAUCAUUGCAUACAGUAUAUAAACCAAAUUAUGCUAUAUAUCUUACUUAACCAAUUACUCACCUAAAAGUGUUCUACCGCUAGAAAUAUUUUUCAAUGAAAACGGAAAAAACUUUAAUUACUUAGAAAAAAUAAAUUUGAUGAUUUUACCACAAUAUAUUUAUUUGUGUUGUCGUAUUAUACGCAAAUUCCUAGUCAGGAGAUGAAACAAUGGGUUUAAUAUACUUAAAAGAAUACUUAUGUUCCAUUUAACAUAUACCUAGUUGUAAUAUAAUUUUUUGAAUUUCUACAAGAUUAAAAUUACUUUAGUUUAUUGUAAUAAUAUAUUAAAAAUGAGUUUGUGGCAUUUUAGGUGGUGAUAAAAAUGCAUGUAUUAUUUUUUAUUGCAGAUUUUAUCUUGAUAUUUUCGUUUUCAACAUUUAUAUAUGAACAAAAUAUGAGUUUUUUUUUUUUGAGAUUUAUACUUGGUUACGAAAGAAGAAUAACACAAUUAGUAUGAUUUGAAUUCAUUUAUUUCAUAAGCAAACAUUUUAAAUGCACAAACUGGUGCAACCGAAUUGCGUUUUAAAAAAAAGAACUAUAUCAUCAAUUGAUAACUAAGUUGCGAACGUGUAUUAGUCGAGUUGCAUGCGCUUAAUACAGACUAUUCGGUUUUCUCCGAUAGCUAGUAUAUUCGAUACAGUAAUGGGUUUUUUUUUUCCGAGAAAUGAGCCUAGAUUAGCGAAUGAUGAUUAGAUAAGUACCUAUAUUAUUAUAUACAAUAAUAUAAUUUUUGACAAUUUAUUGGUUAUUAAUAUCUAAAAUUCAAUAACGAUUUUUAAUACCUUUGACCAAAACUAAAUGGGGAUGUACUUACCUACUUCAAAGAAAAACAAACAAAUUAUACAUCAUAUCAAAGGAUUUAAAUUUCAAUGAAUUUUCAAAUAAUUAUAUUAAAAUAUUAUGUGCAUGUACAAAAAAGUCCACUAAACGCGCAUGCAAUUCGAUCUAAAUAUAAUUUUCCCACGCAUUCGGAAACACAGACAUAAACAUAAUAUUACAGCUAAAAUAUUUGAUUUAUUAAUAUUUUAUAUUCAGAGUUGAUAGUCAAUAAUCUGUAGUUAAUAUUGACUGGAAUAAUUCUUGAUACUAUAAAGAAAAAAAUUCUUAUACAAAAUUCAUAGAAUAACAAUUAAUAGAUAAUAACAUUGCUAACGAAAAGCAAUUCUGAGCGGAGUUCAUAGGUAAUGAGUAAACAUAAUUUAAAAGAAUGUAAUAAUCAUCAAAAUAUUGGCGACUCACAAAUAAAUUAAAAUUAAUACUUAGCUCCACUAAGAAUCUAUGAAACAAAAUUCUCUAAAUAAUAAAAGCAAUUAUUUUUGUAAAUUUUCUCGUUCAUUGGUUUUUUGACUUUACUCUAUUAAUAUACGACAAAUCAAAACAACGACUUCUUAUUCACCAACUAGAUUAAAAUUUUUUCUUUUGGUUUUUCUAUUGGAGCAAUAGUUCUGGCAGAAAGCGCAAGCAGUAAAAAAUUUGAAACAGAAAAUCAAAAAACAACUUUCUUUGUUAGCGACUAGAUCCAAAAUUCGACAAGAAAAGAUCAUUACUAGUCAUUUUUUGAUUGAAGCAAGAUUUUUCGUAGAAAUAGUUACAAAAAUGUAAAAUCAUGAAAUCGUUACGCAGCGCCAUUUAUAGGCUCGUUUACCCUACGUUUUUCUUCCAAUAAACAUUAUGAAAACAGCUUGAAAAAUACAAUAUAUCUUUAUACAUAUGGUUUAUAAAUAUAUAUAAAAUAAACAUAAUUUUAAAACCAUUCAUUACAUUCCUCGCUCCACUCAGAAUCUAAACAAGAUUUUAAUAUAAUAGGUAUUUAAAUAUUUAUCUACAUGUCUUUAGAUUGAAUUGUGUAACCUUCACAUGUGCCACGAAUAAAGUUAAAAAAAAAAAAUAAUAAUAAUAGGCUUGUCGAUAACUACAGUUCGGCAAUGAUAGAGUUCCAUUGUCCUAAAAAAAUCUUAUCUCAUUAAUAACAUAUUUUUUUUUCAAUACAUAUAACAAAAUAAUUACAAUAUUAGAGUUUGUACACAUUAUUGAUAAGAUUUUUUUUUUACAAUCCAUUUUACACGUGCACGCGCGUUUUCGUCAGUCGUUUACAAUAAAUAACGCGGCAAUUUUUAAAAUUAUUACAAGGGUAGUACAGUUGUUGAAAAACUAAACAUUUACGUAAUAAUAAAACGUUGACAUUAACCAAGUACUAUUAACACACAAAUAAAACCGAAGAUUGCUUUUGUAUCAUCUGUAGAGUACCUAUAUCCUACGGGACGUUUCAAUCGUUACUCCCGUAGUGAUUUAGUUACCUAAAAAUGGAUCCAAAAUAAAUAAUAAAUUAACCGCAACACACGGGAGAUAUUGGAUAAUUAAUACGUAUUGUAAACAAGUUUAAUAUUGUAAAACGCCCUUUAUCGUUGAUGUCGAUGGAACCGAGGUUUUACACCGCUGCGCGAGUCCUCCGGAAUUUGUGUGUGCAGUGGCAUCCAAGUUCCUUCGCGGGCGUACACGAUUUUUCGUUUGAAAUUUACACGGAAAAAUCGUCUACGCCAACUUGGAAAACGUGACGCACGCGUGUCCGGUACGCUGAAAACCGGACGCGCGAUUUCCCGUCAACGAAGCUUUAAGUGUUUAUCAACAUCAAAACCUAAAGCUCUGAUGGCUGAGAAAACGAACGCCGGACGUAUACAUUAUUUAAUUUACAUCGAACGGCACGUUAAAAUAUAAUGACAAUAAUAAUUACUAUGAUAAUAUAACAAACAAAAAUUUACCUACGUUAAAUAAUUAUAAUAUAAUAAUAUCCAUCGUCGUAUGUGCGGUAGGGCCGAAGUCUCUCGAACCCGAUCGGUUUGUAGUAUAAAUUCUAGUCACACGGCCGAAGAUUAUUAUAACACACGGUGUAUCUAGAAAAUUAUACUAACAACCGAUCGGUCGAACGUGAAUUCCGGAACGUACAAUUUUGAUGUCCGGGGAACGUAUCAAAUAUUCUUGUGGCGAACGAGCGAACCGGCCGAUUAACGAACGCGAAAUGCGGUGACCCGAGCGUGAACCGAUGCUCUCCGACGGGCGACAAAGUGCGUCAGGUGAAAAGACAGGGUGGUGUGCGGAUAUCGCCGUCGGUACACGCCAUUGGUCAACGGUCCGGUAUAAGCUCCUCCUAAAAUCACGCGCGCUCUGCGGCCGCCGAUAAUCGUGCGCGCUUUCCUUCUCCUUCCCAGCGAUAUUUUCAAAUAAUACAUGUAGCGACACGAUACGCAGAACUCGAAACUCUUGAAGUCCUUUUAACGUAUUUUUUUGGCUAUCGUGUUUUAGGUUUUGAGCGUGACGAGGGAUCUAUUGGUUUUAUUAUUAUGUGUUUUUUUUUUUAUAAUGUGCGAGCAACUUUUCGAUCAGAAUACUUAUUACAAUCGAAAAAUGACAAGAGAUCGUUUUUGUUGAGUUUCGGAUCUGGCUGACGAGGAAGUAAGACAUUUUUUUGAUUGUUCUACAGUAAUUGGGUAAAACGUGAGGAGACGCAAAAUGAAAACUGUCAAAUUUACGUCGUUAAGAUUAUUUAACGUUUAUUUCGUUGUUUUAAAUUUUAGGUUCUGAGCGGAGCUCGCUCGAACGUAUUUGGUUUUAUAAUGAUGUUUAUUUUUUUCUACUGAUUUUUAUUUUUCUAUGAACGACUUUUCUACCAGAAAUUUUGCUCCGAUUUUCAAAUGUAAUAACUUUUCUGAAAGGAAAUUUUUGUGGAGUGGUACUUUAGGGUGAUCAUUUUUCCUAAGAGUUAAUAAAUUCAUAAUAAAUCGAAAACAGAUAUGGAAAAACGGUAAAAUUACGAAAUGAAAUAUUUGAGUAAAUAUUUCUGCCUUUUAAAACAUGUAUAAGUUAUAAUCGAACUCCGUCCAGAAUCGUUUUUCAUGAGCAAUGAUUAAUGUGUACCGAUGUACAUUAAAUUUCUACUUUACCUUACUAACUUCUCACCAAGUAGCCCAACCAUCAUGCGAAUUAUGUUAGUUUGAUUACACUUUAUGUUUUCUACUAGAAAUAUUGCUCCAAUAAAAAAACCUACUAGACAUUUUUUUUUCGUUGCAUUUUUAAUCAAAUUGGUGAGUUAAAAAAUCGGUUUUUAAUUUUCCUUAUAUAUUUUUUUUUUAUUGUUUUAAUUCAGUUAAAAAUAUUCAUAAGACAGAAAACUUGCAAAUUGCCUUUUCUAGGCAUAGUAAAAUUUUAAAAAACAUUUGACACAUUCUAAAUUUGUUAAUUUUGUUUUACGUGAUUUGUAAUUAGUAGUUACUCUGUGCAUAAAAUCAUAACAAGAGGUUCAUAAUGUCGUAUUAGUGGUUAACAAAACAAAAAAAAAGUAGAGUGUAAAGAUAUUUAGUAUCAUAUUACGACGAAAAUCGUACAUUUUACGGCCUUUUAGAUCAUGUAUAAUCGAAUUUCGCCCCGAAACUUUUCGUUAGCCAUGGUUUAUCGUCGUUUACAGACAUACAUUAAAUAAUUUUUUGUAUCAUACCUAACCAACUUCCUACCAACAACAUGGUGGCACACCAGUGACCCAUUCCCAGUGUUCGCUCUUUUUUAAAAUCAUUUCUGAAGCGGAUAUCGACGGACUCUUGAAGGUGUAUUUACAUUUCGAUCUAUAUUUUAUAUAAUAUGCACAUGACGCAUUAUAUUGUGUGGUUAUGCAGUUCAAACGUUAAACAAAGUAUAAAUGCAAGAAGCUUUAAACAUAACGACAAGUGGUGUAUUAUUAUAAUCAUUUUUUAAUUUAAAAUAAAUGUAUUAAGUGAAACAAAUUAAAAAAUUAUAAAUUAAAUAUGUAGACACACUAUCGUUGCUAGUAAAUUUAAGGAGCUGAUCAAAUUAGUAUAAUACAUUUUCGUCACUACUUGUAUCACACGAUACACAAAAACAUAAUUUUCGAUACCUCGUAACUAUAAUCGAAUCACCGAACUCGUAAACAUGUAUCUAUGAUACUCGUUAUCGUAUUAACGAUUAAAACGUGUUAUUUUCGCCGUAUUGCAAUUAACAAGUCCCUAACUACGUUGUUUAUGACGUAAUUUAUACAAAACUGUGUGAACUUAAAAUAUUUUAUUUUGACCAAAUGCUAUAAUUUUUUGUUGCUCAUAUAAUGUUCUUACCGUUGAGUUUAAGAACCGGUUGCUUUUCGAUUAUUUUAAGACUUAGUGGUGUUAUACUAAUUUGUAAAAAUUAGGUGGGUACUGUGUAGAAGAUUAUACGUUAUUGCUUCUGGGUUUUUUUUGCAUUCCUUUCGCCACCGAUUAAAACUAUACCGUUUUUACAAUAUUUUGAGAUGAUUUUAACGUGUCUUUAAAAAAUAAUCUAAUAUAUAAAUCGACUAAGUGAUUAAAUAAAUUAUUAGUAUUAAUCGGCCAACCAAGAAAUUUUAUUAUUAUUUUGUACCAUAGAAAUAAUUUAAGUUGGUAGGUAUAAUAAUGGUAAUAGGUCUUUAAUAGUGUUGAUAAAGAAUUAUUGUUAUAUGUUUUAAUGUUUGUCGGGUUAUAACGUAACACGUUAUUGUUCAAAUUAAAAGCCGGAAAUUCUGAUCGAUUUUCAAUAGUAAUCUUAAUACACGCGCGUGUAUGUCUAGACAAUGAAUUCGUGUUUGAUAUUGCAGCAAAUUUAAUAAUAAUAAUAAUAAAAAAAAAAUGUGCAUAAUGAGUUUCAUUCUUUUAAACAAUAUCGUGUUGUUACUUUGUGAAUGGCAGUCCCGAAUUCUUGGUUUAUGUUUUUUUUUUUUAGACUCUGAGCGGAGCAAGGACUAUUGGUUUUAUAAUGAUUAUUUUGUUUCUGUAAACAACCUUUCCGUCAAAAAUUGUUCACAGAUUUUUAAGUGUAACACUUUCUGAAAGGAAAUCUGACUAGGGUGGUGCCUUUGAUUUCUCCAAGAAUUUUCAUAAUGAAUGGGAAAAACGUAGGAAAAUGUACGAAAUGUAUCAUUUCCAAAUCGUAAAUAUUACGGGCUUUACAAUACAUUUUUAACUGAUUUCUCAGAAUCGUUUUUUCGUUAGCAAAGAUUAAUCGUAGCAUACAGAUAUACAUAGAAUUUCCUCCUCUGCCUUCACAACUACUUAUCUACAAUAACAGUGGCUCAUCCAUCGUGCGAAGUAUAUCCGUUUGUUUUUUACCAUCACAUUAUCGUCGAUUACAAAGAAGAAACGUUUGAGCGAAUUUUUGUAUAGUUUUCGAUUUAAGUAAAUUGGAUAUUUUUUAAACGACCUAAUCUAUAAAAAUUAUACGACUUAGGUGCCUGUAUUGCCUAACAAAAAGUACAUCAUAACGACUUAAGAAAUUAAAAACAAACGAACAUAUUUCGCACCACGAGUGGGCCUAGUUAUAGGUGAGAAGUUGGGAAAAUUGAAUGUAAAAACUAAUCUUUACUAACGAAAACGAUUCUGAGUGGAGUUCAAAUAUUUUGAAAUGCCGUAAUAUUUACGAUUUUGAAAAUAAUUGCAUUUCGUAAAUUUCCCCGUUCAUUAUGAAAAUUAUUCCAUUCAUAUACGUUUUCAAUAUCGUUUAAUCAAUCUAAAAUAAUAACCAUACAAUUCGAUAUUAGGUCGGUAAAUUUUGAAAAAAAAUUGUGUGCGAAUUUUGAAAUUAUUCGAUUUAUACAACAGAGUUGGGUGUAGGUGGUAAUCGUUAAAUUAAUAUCCUCCACAUACCUAUUUGUAAUGUUUUAGGUUCACCAUUAAAAAAAAAAAAAACAAAUAGUUAAAACAUUACCCCAUUACGGCGAAUUUACCGGUGUUUUUAACUGGCUGAGUUAAAGUAAAAUAACAAUAAUUAUUUAUUACUUGAGCUAAAAGCGCACGCUAAUUGAACGGAUUUUCUCAAAUCAUUAAAAUGAUAGUUCUGUUUACAAUAUUAAACGCGUUUCAUUUUCAACGUACCUACCGAUUGAAACGGUUUGAAUAUUAUUUUGUCUACUGGAAACCGACGUCCCCGGACUUUUCGUGUUAACACCCAGAUUCUCAAAGCAAAAGAAAUACAAAUAAUCGACAAAAACAUAAUAUAAUAUUCCUUAAAAUAUUGUAUGGUAUACAAACUAGCGUAACAUUACACUAGUUUUUAAUUUUUGAUACAAUAAUAAUUAUUGUCAAUACAAAUCUAAAUUCGUAAACGUUUAAAGGCCAUAUAAUAGAUACUCUUAUAACUGAAAGUAUAAAUAGUCCGGUUUUCCGGAUAACAACAUCUUUUCUGGGAAAACAACGAGUGUAUUAAUAAUCGUAUACAAUACCGACGAAUAAAAUAUAACAACGUAAUCGGAAUUCCAUAGAUAGCGGGUACGUAAUUGAUUUUUAAAAUUAAAUAUUUAUGCUUUCCUGUUAAGUGUCAUUUGGAAAUAUUUAAUCAAACCGUCUUAUUCCUGCCGUGGCUAAAUUUAGCGAAAAGUUCCCGAUAAGACUACCAAUACGAAUAGAUCCACCCGUCAGAAAACCGUGCCGUUCGAUAAUAUAAAUAUUAUAUUUAAAACUAAUUUUUGAUACGUGAUGAAUUCGUAUAAUACGGUUUUAUUGUAACGUCUUAUAGGCCGUUUGAAAAACAAUACAUAAUACGAUUUGAUUUUCCCGUCUGGGAAAGUUAUUGUCAAUGGUUACAACUAUUUUGCGAUAAAAAAGAAAAAAGUAUUUUAUAUUGUAUUUGGAAAAAAAAACCAACCAUACGCUAUCUUCGUGUUUGUUUAUGUAAUUCCGUAGGUAAUAAAAACGUUUUUAGACUUUUUACGGGUUUUUACACACUAAAAACGUUCCGAUUACCAAAAGGAAUCCGUUCAUAAAUCGGCACAAAUUUCGUUUUAUUUUUUUAUUUUUUUGAUUUUUCUCUUUUAUUCUGUAUUACGAGUAUAUUAAAAUCGGAGGAUAAUAUUCUAUAAACAAAAAAAAAAAAACAUGACCGAAGUAUUUGCUCGAUUACGCGGGGUAACGGCAUUCGUCUGUGAAUUAUCAAAUGUGAGAAUAUCAAUCACCAAACAAAUCCGUUACCACGCGUAUUCGCCGAGCCGUUUCUUCUGCAUAUUAUAUUAACAUAAUCGUCAUCCGCAUUGGACGAACAAUAAACGAACGACAAUUGUUAUCGGCCGUAGUAACGUUGAAAACGUCGUAAAAACCGAUGAUCCGUCGGCGUACGUUAGCCCGCCCAUCCAGUUUUAAGUGUUAUUUAUCAUUUCGGACUUGAAACCCGGAUGGACCGCGGGUUAACGUAAAGACCGCGUUCGCCGAUAAUUCAUUAACUAAUAAUAAAUAAUAAUAAUAAUAAUAAUAAAUAAACGUUUCGUUACAAUAAAAAAUAAAACAAUAUAUACACGCCAACGCGUGCGUUGUGCGGUCGACAGCGUGCGUAAUAUAUUAUAGUAAAAAAAAUUCGCGCGGAUUCGAGAUAACGUUCGUCAAUCGCGAGACGUACCGUCGCGGAUUACCUAUAUAGAUACACAGUACCGCGAGAGAAAAUAAAAAAAAAAAAAAAAUCGCGGAAAUAAAAAAUAUUACGAUAUUGCGCGUCACGUACUUGCAGAUAGUCGACUCGUGUCGUUACUAUUAUUUAUUGAUGCUGUCGGUGGUGGUGGUGGUGGUGGCGCGGUGGCGGUGUUGUUCGCGCACUUUCCGGACGACGGGUCGUGACGACCGACGGAAGAGACCGGGCCGCCGCGGGGCCAGACCCGACGCUGGUACUGGACGCGCGGCGUGCCGACGACGACGGACGGUAACGGACCGAACCGCCGUGCGUACUGCCGCGGAAUGAUACGCCGGGUCCUCCCUUCGGCGCGCUACGGCGAAGAAACGAUAUUCUCUCCCCGACCCCUCGUUUCGUUCGUGUCCUUGCACGGCGACAAUGUCGCCGGGACGUUGGUGUUUUUUUUUUGCCUAUGGUUAGAAUCGACAAACGCACACCGCACUACCUGCUAAAAACGGCGGGCAGAAAAAAAAAGAAAAAAAGGUUCGGUUUUCUUCUCUCCUGUCCCCGGUCCUUUUGUGCUGCGAUCAUCAUUACCUGCAUAUAAUACGACGCGUUAAUACCGUCGCCGGCAGUAUUUACAGUGUCGACUUUCUAAAAUUUUGUUCGGCCGUUAUUUCGUUGUUUUUUUUUUUUUUUUCCCAUCGACGUACGACACAUGAUAUAUUGUUAUUGUAAAACUGACGGUAUGGUUACCUACCUCUAUAACGGGCGGAUUUCUUUUCGAAGCGGCGAACGCGGUGGAGAUUCGAUCGGUCCAAUAUCUUUUCGGAUAUUCGGAUGUUUUGAACGUCUUAUGCAUAAUAAUAUUAUCGCGGCGAUUCGCGUAUGUUUCGAGAGAAUGCAACGUGCUCACAACUACUUGUUGGUUCCUUUUUUUUUUUUUUUUAUAUGUGCCGAAUACCGUGUUUCGGCCAACGAACCUAAAAAUAAUAUAUUAUGAACAAAAUUUUUAUCCUGUCAACUGCGAAAUAUUCGGCGUACGUUUUCUACUAUAUUUUCACAAUCGAUGUCUCAUCUUACCGACGUUAAUAAUAUUACAUUCGUACGAUUCCGUUUCCGUCGACAACUGGAAUAAUGCAGUAAAAAUCUGAUUACACAUUUUCCAUGAACAGCGCCGUUUCCAAACAAACGUCAAUCGAAAACUGGUGUGGUAAACGCACCAUAUUUCUUAUCUAGUGUAUAAUAUUAUAAUAAAACGAACACGCUAUUUUAAUGACUUUUUCAAUCGUAUAUUAAUCACGUUUAAUUGUUAUUUUUUUAAUUGGCCUGCAAGAAUAUAACAUAAUAAUAUAUAUUAUUAUGAAACGAACUAAUAAUUAUUGUUAUUUUCGUCGACGGUUUAUUGAUUUCAAAUCGAUUACGUGGAGAUUAUAAACUCUGAGAAUACGUAAACGAAAUCUUGAAUUUCGAUUUUUUAAAGAAAAAAUUAAUUUUAUCAUUAUUCCGAAUUCCAGAAAUAAAGAACAACGGAAAACAAGAUCAAGGGGAAAAAGAACAAAAAUUUAAAAUCUUUAAAUUGGUAAUUUACAAUUAUGAUGAUUAUUAACAAGGCAACUGGUUUUGGCUUGAUCAUCAUAAUUAACAUUAACCUCGCUGAAUUCGUAUCAUACGCCAUAUGAGAGUUAAAUUUAAUUCUUAUUUAUUUAUAGGUAUUUAAUGUCUAACAGUUGUUUUUAACUCUCAUUUUAUUCAAUAUUUUAAGAGAAAAUCUAUUUUUAUUAAUAAUAAUAUCCCAGCCAUAUAUUAUUAAAUAAUCUUAACAUAGAAUAAAAUUUACUAAACUUUUAACUGUGAUUGUCAGCAGACUAAAUUUGGUACCUACCGAGCCGAUAAUUAAUUUAAAAAUCACAAAAUUAGGUUAUUUUAUUAUUACAGGUUUCAUUCAAAAUCAGUAAAAAAAAAAAAAAAAUUAUAAAAAAUGUCAUAAAAUUAUCGUUAUAUUAUGUUUGACAAUACACUUUUUGUACAUCUCUUAAAAAUUUUAAAAAAAUAAUUGUAUUUUGCUUAUUAAUAGAUCGGUACCAUAUACAGUUUUUCCAGAAGAAAAAAAUCCUAUAGAAUUUGACUGCUAACAUUUAGAGUUUUAAACACACGCGAUUUAGGAUUAAUGACAAAACACUACACGUAAUGGCAAUAUUUUCGAUAAUGAACAAUAUAUGUAUCUAUUGGUAUAAAUUGGUGAAUUGUAAAUAUAAUAAAAUUAUAAAGAUAAGCAAGCAUAAGUUAUCCGUACCUAUAAUAAUAAUAUAGAUAAUCGUUGUUUGGGCAGGUCACAUACUGAACGAAUACCCUAAAUUUAUGUAUAAUAUGAUAAUAAUAUAGAAACUGAAAACCCUAUUGCAACCUUAUAAAAUACCGUGAUUUAUAUUGGAUAAUUAUAAAUUACAGUCUAAUACAGUGUCACUGAUGAUUAAUAAUCAUAAUUAUUAUAAAUUACUGAUUUUAAAUUUUUGUCUUUUUUUCCUUGAUCUUAUUUUCCGUGGUUCUCUCGUACGAAAUAAUAAUGCAAUCCGCACUCGCACGUCACUCCGUGAAAAUGUGAUAUUUUGACUUACGUGUUUUACGCGGUUUUUGAAGAUUCGAAAAACUUAUACAAAAUUGUAGAUAACAAAUCUAUAUUGUAUGUAUUUAAUCGAUUCGCUUGUUUCCACUAACAAAAUUUAAGAUUAAUUAGAUUUUAGAUUCGGAGCGUAACGAAUUUUUUUUUAUCUGAAAAUAACUUUUUCGCCAGAAAUCUUGCUCCGAUUUUUAUGUGUAGUACCUUUUUUAAUAUGAAAUUUUAUCUGGUUGAUAUUUUAAAGAUUUGAUCUUUUGAUUUUACAAGCGGUUUUCAUAAUAAUUGGGAAAAACGGAAAAAUGUACGUAACAGCAGCCCAUCCAUCGUGAAAAUUUGUCAGUCUUUUAUUUUCUAAUCUAAUUGCAUACAAUACUCAUUAUAAAACGGAUUAGGUUUAUUGUAAAUUUUAAUUUACUACGAUUACGUUCUUUUAGAAAAUUGUACAUUCAGUAUACCUCCAUACGUUCUUCUAAAAUAAGUUAUACUAUUGUAACACUGUAUACUGAUAUUAUUGAAAUUGACAAUUUUUUGCUCGUCUAGUAAUAUAAACUACCUAUAUAAUUGAGAUUUAAAAUACACCUUAACGAAUUCUUCGACCAUUAAUAUUAUUAAUGUUUUAUAAAUUAUUGUUUGACGGUAAUGCUCGUGGCGAUAAUUUAUAAAAUCAUAAUGGAAUGGACAAUAGAAUUCAUAUUAGUGACAAUCUAAAACAAUUUUUUGUAGUAUUUUAAUAUUAAUACUUUUAUAAUUUUAAAGAAAUCAUGGAAACCAAAAAGACAUACCCUUCAAGUGUAUAAUAAUAAUAUAACUAUGCAAUGUAGGUGAACAAAUAUUCAAGGAUACUAUGUAUUAUCAUAUUAUUGACAUUUUAGAAUAUUGCCUGCCCUUAUUUUUAAUAAUAAUUUUAUUUAAAAAGUAGCCAUGCGCAAUAGUAAAUCUGAAAAAAAAAAUUAAUGGAUUCAACGCAAAGUUAUUUUCAUACUUGCAUAACAUAUUAUUGUGUACUUUUUACAAUACACACAGUCACUACCAGUGGCGCCGAUCAUCUAAUUUAUCUACGACAUAAGUCGUAGUAGAUUUUGUAGCUGGAGGGGGGGGGUAUCAAGGGAUUGAAAAAAAAUGGCCUAUGCAUUGAAUUAGUAGGUGGGUACUUUGAUUUGCAAUAAAUUGUUAAAUUGAAAAAAAAAAUGCGGUCACCUUGAUGUACGAAGUCAUAAUUUAAUAUGUUUAACACUACAGCGCCACUGGUCUACUACUUAUGGAUGGAUUAAUGUCUUGUGAAAAUCUCAACCUUUAUUUUUAAAUACCAAUCGUUGUCAAAAUAUGAUGUGAAAUAUACUAUCCUCGUCUGUGUAGUGGCGGACACUGAUUGGUUAGGCCCCAACCUAACCGCCGCCGUCGCCAUUGAAAACCCAGAACAUAAUUCUUUUUACACUCGAAGCAUAGCGAAGGAUCUAUUAGUUUUAUUAUUGUGUUUUUUUCUCUCUGUUUCGAACAGUUUUUCAAUGUGUAGUGUCGCACCUUUCCUGAAAGUUAAUUUUCUCUAGUUGGUGCAUUAGAGAAGUAAUUUUUUGAUUAUUUUUUUUGUGUUUUGCGGGGAACUGGGAGGUUGAGGGUUUUGCGUAUCGAUUCGUAUCUUCGGCAUUCCUCAAAAAUACACCCGAGUGUGAUAUGUGUUUGACACGUGUUACAUAUUGAUGGAGGGUCUUUCCUUACAUUAUUAUUUUCUAUAGAUUGAAUAUAAACCUAUGAUCCUGUCUGUUAUCGAUACAUAGUGUUGUUUGCUUGAAAAAUGAUCACUGUAUUAUUAUUUUCUACUAGUCUGUAUUUUGCCAUAGACAUAAUAGAAUGCACUAUGCACUGCGUUUAGAAAAACAAAUGUAUAGAUGUCCAAUAAAUCCAGUGAGGUAGCAAUAUAUUUGUAGAUAAUUGUAUUAUGAAAGAUAUUGUAUUGUGAAAAAGAUUUAUAUGUUUAAAAUUAUGAUUAUUAUAAAUAAUCAAUAUUGUUUUUAAAUUUUAAAAAGUAAACGGACUAUCAGGAUUUUCAACUUUUCAAGUUAAACUGAACUUGUUUUUAUUCUAGUAAGUCUAUCGUAACAUAUGACAGGAUUUGUGGUAAAUUUUUUUUUUUUAAUAUUGGUUGUGCAAAGUGUUCAAUUGCCAUUAUGAAAAAUGCACAGAAUAAUAAUAGUUUAUUCUUCAUUACUCAAUACAAAGAAUCAGAAGAACACUAACGUAACCACCAAAUGAAAUAAUUACCUAACUUAAAAUAGCAGAAACAGUGUAUAAAUCAUUUCCUUAAUGAAUAUGACUUUCCAACUAUUAAUCAACUUACUAAUUAUUAACAAUUAAAAUAACAUUUAAAAUUUAAAUGACUUAUUCAUUCAUAAUUCAUUUUGUAGAUAGGUAUAACUGUAUAAGGUACAUUAUACCUUGUAUAUAUUAAGUUUGAUAAAGAUGCAAAUUAUGUGAACACUUAUUAUUGUUGUAAAAAAAAUGUAUGCUAUAGUAAAGAAAUGAUAAAAUCUAAACCUAAAUGGUUCUGGACUAAUAAAAUAUUGGAUUCUUAUUCCAUGAUAGCCCACAAUUGACUCUCUCACCCUAUGACAAUAGCAAUUAUUUUUGUUAUCAUAGAGGGAUUAUUAUAAUACUAUAGCAAAUGGUUAGUAUAGCGCAAUCCAUUCUAUUAUGUACUUUUUUUUUCCGGGAACGUUAAUUUUAUAAAAUACUAAUCAACAAUAUUAAUAAUCUUUUGCGACGGAGUUUUAAAUAAUAUCGGUUUAUACAAUACGGGUGGUAUCUAUUCGGAUAUCUAUUACAAUAAUAAUCGUAUUAAUAAAUAUUAAUAAUGCCUACCUAUCGUUCAGAGAAUUUACACAAAUAUAGAAUUUUAUCACAGUCCAUAGGUAGUUAGUUCUUCAUAACAUUAUGACAAUAUUAUUUAUUACCCUAUAAUCUUGGGUAUUCAUUUCAUUCUCUUAUCUUAUCUUAAUUAUUAUGAGUUAUUUGCGCUGAUGUUAAGAAACGUCGCCACGCAUUCUAAACUCUCUUGAUUCUGAUAGUUUUAGUCCGUAUUUAUAUUCUCCCAACAACUAAAAUAUGAGGCUAAUAUUUUCUUAAAAACUUACAAAUUACCUUCUUGCAGUCCUCUUAAGAAUUAGAAAAAUAUGCACAAAUAAUCAUUUUUUAUCUAAUGAUUUAAACGUUAUUUUUCAUGUACCUUAUUAGUUAUUAUUGAAAUUAAUAAUUAUAAUCAUUUAAAAAAUAAUUUGUAUUUUUUCUUUCACAAAAAAAUAUUCCAAAAUAAUAUGUUAAAUAUAUCAAGAUUAUUUGAUAAAAAGAACCGUGUUAGGUACAUAUUGAUAUAGCAAAAACAUACUGAACUAUAUUGAAAAAUAAUUGACCAACUAAAAUAACAAUUUUAAAGGUUAAGCUAUAGAAAUAUAGAAUACCUUUUAUAAAAAUAAACUCUGUUUAUAGAGUACUGUCAUCUUAACAAAAUAUACUAAACGUCAUAUGCUAAACAAUAUUUCCUGUAAACUCUUUGAUGGAUGAAUCGUCCACAUGUUUUACUCUCGUAAGGCAAGGUAUAGUCAGUCACAAUAUUAUGUAAAAACAUAAAAAACAUUCGGACUCUACUCGUAAAAUAACAAAUAUUGUACAUAUUUAAACAAAUUCACUUCUCUUGUCAGUUUUGUGGUUGGUACAACACGAAUGUCGGAAAAAAAGAAUUAGUAAAAAAUAACAAUAAUUUUAAAAUGUUGAAGAUAAUAAUUGAUUUACAUAAAAACAAAAUAAUGAUAUAUUAUAAUUUACAUUAUAACACCAGAACACUGACACUUUAUUGACUUUUGACGGACUAAAUUUAGUUCACUCACAUAAUAGCAUACAAGUAUGGAAAGGUCUUCAUGGGUAAUUUAAUUUCAAUGAAUGGAAGAAGUUAAAGAUAUAAUGCAUUUUGAAGUUUUAACUUUUUGAUAAUUUUUUACAGUUAAAAAACUGAAAUUUUUAAUAAAAAUUAUAUUUUUACAAAUUAUUAUUGUUUAAAUUAAACAUUUUUUUUUAAUUUUCGUAACUAAUUUUUAUAAAUAAUGUAAAUAAGUUUAUAAAGAAUAAUGUAUUUACAAAAUAAAAUAAAUAAAUGAAUCAAUGCGUCGCCUGGAGUAUUAUAAGUGUAUUAUACAGCUGGUUUCGAAUUAAAAAUUCAUCAUCAGGUAUAUCACAGUCAAGAUGUAAAACAUGAUUCUUAUACAAUUAUAACACGUAUAAUAAUAUACUACUUAUUAUAAUACUCCAGGCGACGCAUUAAUUCAUUUAUUUAUUUCAUUUUCAUGUAUAUAUUUUUUAUUUAUUUAUUUAUUUACGAGUAUUAACCAUUUUAAUAAUUUUGUUUUUACUUUAUUAUUUUAUUAUUAAUUAUAUUUAAAAUUGUAUUUUUUAUCUGCGUUCUUUUUUUCGUGUUAUUUUUAUCCUUAGUCUUUUUUACCGAUUACCGUACACCACUACGGUGAUAGUGUUUCUUUCUCCCCCGCCCGCGCACUCGGGACCGUUCGGGUCCGAGCAUAACAUUCUCGCCACAAGACCUACAAUAAAACUAGUAUACUUACUAUUCUUAUAAUGUUUUGUACCUAAACCAAAAAAAAAAAACGGAACAAAACCCAUCACUCGACUCCGGUCGUAAACCCAUAAAUAAUUUGUUUUCGGACAUUUUCUCUUAGCGUCGCAGAUCCUCGUUCCGUCGACCGAGUGGGCGGCUUAAGUAUUUCAUUUACAUUACAUAAAAAAAAAAGCGGGAAAUAUCCUGGCGACUGACCCGAUCAAAAGUAAACAAUACUGCUAUUUAAAAAAGAAAAAUAAUAAUAAACCGAUUGCCUGACACAGCCUGCAGCUCGUCUAUACAUUUUAUUCGCCCGGUCGAUUCGAAUAUAAUGAAACCGUUACCACUGCCUUUAUAUUUAUCCUGUGUACGCAUUAUUUCAAAUAAAACUACACGAAGAAAAAAUAUUAAAAAAAAUUCCACAUCAUACUGUGACGAACAUUAUAAAUCGUUGUUUUCCUUCACUAGGCAGUAAACGGUCGAAAAACAUCUAAAGGUGGUCAGCAUACGAUUUUUUUUUUUUUAAUUUGUCAUAAUACAAUUCAAUGGAAUCGAAUUGUCGUUAUUUUUUUCCUCGUAUCGAAUAGACCGAGAUCCAAACGUAUACCUACGUUGUACAACUACAACAGGUGUUUUAAAAUAUAAAGUAAAUCCAUUCCGGUUUUGCUCACUGUGAAUAUUGAAAAAAAAAACCCAAUCGCAUAUAAGGUCGUACGGAUGAAAUUUCUUAUUGAAAAGUAUACCGAAUUUAAAAUAUAAUUUUCUUGGUAUUUUAAUAUUUUUAUGUUAAAAAUGUAAGUGUUAUAUUCAAUUUGUAUUCCGGACGUUCAAAUUCCCUACAUAGUGUUUUUGAUAAUAAGAUAGCAUUUCCAGGAAAGCACCCCUCCCUCCUGAACACCGAAGUAAAUAGUAUGAGUUUUCCUCGGGUGAUUGUACAAUUUAUUUAAGAUUUUGUACUAUAGUUGUAAUUGGUUAUAAGAAAAAAAAAGUUAAUGUUCAGAUCCUUAUCCGUUAUUAUCACGAAUAGUGUUGGAAAGCGGUGUUUUUCUGUUAUUGUCUUUUACACCUUCAACAUAGAAAUUUAGACGUGUUCUAUUUCCAACGUACCGAUUGAUCUAGUGAAGCGAUAAGAAUUCCGAAAACGGAUUUGAAUUUGUCGCCAUGUACUCAUGUAAACAUGAUUAACAUUUUCCAUUUUUUGAACUACUCCUUUGUUAUAUUGCUUUUUUAGGGUAUAAGGGGAUAAAAUAAAAAAAAAUCGGCAAAGUCGAUUUCGAGUAGAUUUGACGCCACAUUCAAAUAUGUUUUCAGAAUUAUUAUCGGCUUCCUAUUUCCUUAAUAUAAAUUAUUAAAUGUCUUUUUCUUGGAAUUCCUAUUCAUUUCGGAUAUUGAAAAACGUAUUAAAUAUUUUUUCUUUGUCGAUUAAUUGACUUGAUAUUUUGCCUGACCAAUCGCGGAGGUUUUUCAUCCGUAAACAUUUCUUUUUUAAAAUAAUUCCAAUACUUCGUUUCCCAAUCAUUCAAUUUAAAACAGCUAAAUUAUAAUAUUUUUUCUUUUUUUUAAUAAUGAUGUACACUAUUGUACAGUAAAUAUUUUUUUGGUGUUUUAUUAAAACACGGUCAUGUAAAAAUAACGUAAAAUAAGUGAACAUAUUAUAAUAAUUAAUAGUGAUAAGUAGAGCUUAGGACUUAUCGCCUUUAAAAUUUGCAAAAAAAAGGCUUAAAAAAUGUCAAAAAGCACUUAAAAAAAUAUAAGAACAAAUAGUAAAAGGAUUUUAAGGUAUCCUGUUUAGUGAAUUUCACUUAUUAAAUAUAAUUUUUUAAUACGAUAUAAAUGAUAAACAAAACGUUAUUUUGUUUAAAAAAAGUUGUACGUAUUGUAAAAAAAAUAAUUUUGAAUUAAUAAUUUGCGUAGUAUUAGAAAAUUGUAUUUAUUAAGUUAGAGCCAUUAGAGGAGAGAAAUUCAAACCUUUCUGCCGUUUUUGCUUCUUAUAAUAUUUUUCAAGUGUUUCUUUCAGAGGUUUUUUGGCGUUUUUAAGCGCUUUUUUGUAGAUUUUAAGUGCAAUUAUUCUCGAGCUCUAAUGAUAAGUAUCUUCUCAUUUUAAAAUAUUUUGUCUCGAUUAACUUUUUUUUUAACCAAAUACAUUUGAUACAUUGGAUAUUAAAAAUCGUUUUACAUAUUAUCCAAUAAAUUAUAUCUAAAUAAAAUAACAAAAUACCCAAAUCGAUGAUAUCUAUGCUAUAUUGUGUAAUUUUUUAGAUCUUGAAUAUUGUAAUGUUGUCAAUAUGGUAAUCAGUUGUAUAGAAUUCGUUAAAUUUACAAGAAAAAAAAAAGAAUCUAGUCAUUAAGACUUAAACUGCGAUCUAUGUCUAUCGAAAUUUUGAGUUUUAAUUUGUUAAACAUCGUUUUUUCCUUUAUUAUCUAUUGUUCGUUAUUUAUGUAUUGAAAUAAUAAUAAAAAAAACAUAUUUUUUUUCAGAUCGGUUUCAAAGGAUUCAACAUUAGUCCGGACAAAUUGGACGUUAAUGCCGAAUUCGAAUUCAACAAUAAAAAAUACGUAUUGAAGCACGGAUCGGUGGUGAUCGCCGCGAUCACUUCAUGUACGAACACGAGCAAUCCCAGCGUGAUGCUCGGAGCCGGUAAAUUUAUUAUACCAUAUUGUGCACAAUAUUUUACCCUACGAAAACCGUGUUGACAAAUAUUGUUUUUUACUUUCCGUUCCGUUUAGGUCUUUUGGCCAAAAACGCCGUCGACGUCGGUUUGACCGUUGCGCCUUACAUCAAAACCAGCCUGUCGCCCGGUUCGGGGGUGGUCACUUACUACUUGCGAGAGAGCGGAGUUAUGCCGGCCCUGAAAGAACUCGGCUUCGACACCGUCGGUUUCGGUUGUAUGACGUGUAUCGGGAAUUCCGGGCCUCUACCCGAAGCCAUUGUGAACGCCAUCGAAACGGUAAGCGGAUCGGAAUUCGAAAAAUCCAAGUCAAUUUUGCCCUAAAACAUCAUUAACAAUACUAUCUUUAUUAUUACAGAACGAUCUCGUCUGUUGCGGCGUGUUGUCGGGCAACAGGAAUUUCGAAGGCCGUAUCCAUCCCAACACUCGUGCCAACUAUCUAGCCUCGCCUCUAUUGGUCAUCGCAUACGCUAUUGCCGGACGUAUCGACAUCGAUUUUGAAACGGAACCUAUUGGUAAGUUUUGGUCGGUGUGAAACUAUCAUAAACAGGAUGAGCCGAUGGGGCGGCUUGUCCCCUCCCUAAACUUACCCGAAUAGGCCUAAUGAAUUUAUUAACAGUGGCGGCUUUAGGGAAACCAUGCCCCCUCCAAAUAAAAAAAAAUCUCCAAAUAAAAAAAAAAAAUAGAGAACAGGUAGGUAUUCUAUAUAUAAUAUAAUUUAGUUAAUAUGUAAACUUUUAUUAUUGCAGUAAAUAAUAUUAUAUUAUAUCAGUUUAUUCGAUAUCGUCUAAUACUUUAAUUUAAUAUUCUUGUUACUUAUCUUUAUGUGCUGUACGCCAUUAGGUAUGUUGUUUUCUGAUUGGGAGUCCCAUUUAAGACUCGGGUUUUCUAUUUCUAAUUUUAAUUUAGAUAGAUUCCUUAUCAACUUUAUUAUUCUCUAUACUUCUAUACAGAGUAGGUACUUGCAUGCAAGGUCAUAUUCAUGCGCAGAAAUUUAGUAUGGAUUGUGUCGUGAAGAAAAUAAGGCCGCUUGGUCUUUAUAUGGGCUUUACCAAAUCUAACUUAACCCUCCCCCAUAAAAAGCAUAAAUUUAAUGCAAAAUAUCAAUUUAUAAAAACUCAUAUUGGUUAGUAUUCGUGUUUCACAACAUUUUUAUAUUUUUCAACGAAUUGAUAAUUAUUACGAAAAAUAACUAGAUAAUUAUAAUAAUAAAGUAUAUGUAGUGGCUAGAACUUGCAUUAGAAUAUUAAUACAAAAUUGUUACAUAACUAGACGUAAAAUUAAAUUCUUCAUGAUUAUAUUAAGGUUUAAUAAUAGAAAAUAAACAUAAAGAAAUACUGACGUGAUUCGUACGCAGGUGCAUCUACUUUUGUAAGUGGGAAGUUGGGAUGGUAGGAUACAGAAGAGAAUUUAAUGUAUAAUUGUACGCAAAGAUAAACCAUAUAUGUACCAUAAUACGGUAAAAUAAUUAAAUAGUUAUUAUAUAUUUUCCUUAAUAAUAUUUGUUAAUAUUGUACCGAUUUUUCCGUUUUUUUUCGGUUUUUCACAUUUGUUGAGAAAACUCCUGGGAAAAUCAAAAAUGACCUCUCUAAAGUACUUCUCCAAUCGGAGAUUCUUUAAGAAAAAGUGUUAUUAUUUUAAAUCUGAUCAAAAUUUAUGAUAAAAAAGUUGAAUACAGAAAAAUAAAGGCCAUAAUAUUAUUUUACUAUAAUUCUACAUUUUGUACAUUUUCAAUUUUCCGAAAUUUUAUCCCGGCUUUUCCCAGAUAUUAUGAUAACCGCUUGGAAAAUCAAAAAAUAACCUUCUAAAAGUACCAUCUGGACAAUAUUUCCUUUCAGAAAUGCUGCCCCGCAUACAUAUCAGAGCAAGAUUUUUGUUAGAAUUUUUGUACAGAGUAUAAGUAGAAAUUAAUAUCUUUGUAAAACCAGUACAUUCUCUGCUACACUCAGAAUCUAAAAUAAUAAUAUUUGGGUGAAAAAUACCUUACAACCAUUCUCAGACCUACCAAAUAUACACAAACAAUUUCAUGAAAUCGGUCAAGCCGUUUCGAAAGAGUUUUUCUAACAAACACUGUGACUUGAAAAACUCGGACUGCAUUUUAUGUAUAAGAUUUAUAAACGGGGCUAGCCUAAUUACAAAGACUUGCAAUAAUAAGUGAAAAUAAUAUACUUAAUAACACAUUAAAGAUCGUAGAAAGCACAAAUACAUUAAACAGCUAAACAAUAUAAAUACAGGAUAGCUAGAAAAAUAUAAACAAUAAACAUAAAUUCUAAAAUAAUAAAAAGAUGGGUCUUUAUUGGUACUUUAUUGGCCAAUUUCAUCAGUUUAAAAAGAGGACAGUAACUAGAUGAACAGAAAAAAAUUAAAAAAGGGUAUAUAGAGCAGGAAUUAAAUAAAUAUAAAUAUAAUUGUGUUAUAUUUAUGCUCCCCCCUCAAAAAAUUAAAUCCUAGAGCUACCACUGUUUAUUUAUCUUAAAAUAGUGACUUUAAGUAGAAUCAGAUAUACAUUUAAAUUUGACGGUAAUACAUAAAAACUUAUGUAUAAAUCUAGAAAGUACAGACUAGAAGGGAUUACAAAUCUGUAUUUCUGAUUUAUGCAUUACCAGUUUAAUAAUAAUAGACGACUUGUACUCUAACUUCUUGGUUAUUAUAUAUAUAUUAUAUAUAUGGUAAUUCUUUUAAAUUUUAUUUUUUUCUUUCCAUUUUUUGUAAGAUUUAAAAUGUUUAUGUGUUUAAUAUUUAUGUUUCCUUUUAGGUAAUGAUAAAAAUGGUAAACCAGUAUUUUUGAAGAGUAUUUGGCCUUCAAGGCAACAAAUACAAACUGUUGAAAAGCAAACAGUCAUUCCUGCUAUGUUUCAAAGUGUCUACGCCCGUAUUGAGAAAGGUUCUAAUGCUUGGCAAAAUUUACAAGCACCUGAAGGUCAAUUAUACCCUUGGGAUACUUCGUCAACUUACAUAAAAAAUCCUCCGUUUUUCAGUAGCAUGACAAAAGUAAAAUUAUUGAAUAUUUUUAUUAAGAAUAAAAUACUUUAAAAUAUGUUUUCAUAAACUUAUAGACAUUGCCUGGCAUUCAGUCUGUGAAUGAUGCACAUGUAUUACUAUUUCUCGGAGAUUCUGUAACAACUGACCACAUCAGUCCUGCUGGUAGCAUUGCGAGAAAUAGUGCUGCAGCUCGUUAUUUAGCUUCAAAAAAGUAAUUCCAAUUUUUCAUUAAUUUUAAUAAUUUGAAAAUAAAAAUAUUAUUUUAUAUUUUAGUAUUACUCCAAAGGAUUUCAAUUCUUAUGGUUCAAGACGUGGAAAUGAUGAUAUUAUGGCUAGAGGAACGUUUGCUAAUAUACGAUUAGUUAAUAAGUUAAUUAAGAACACUGGACCUAAAACAUUACACAUUCCAAGUGGACAAGAGGUUAUUUUAAUUAACUAAAUAUAUAUACCUAUUGAAUAGAUUGUUGAAUUAACUAAAGUUGUUUUAUAUCAGUUGGAUGUCUUCGAUGCUGCUCAAGCUUAUGCUAAAGAGGGACGACAGUUAAUUGCUAUUGUUGGCAAAGAUUAUGGAUCAGGUUCUUCAAGAGAUUGGGCAGCUAAAGGGCCAUUUUUACUGGUGAUAUAUUAUUUUUAUUUAAAUAUUUCACAAGUGUUUAUUCAAUAUAACUGUUGAGAAUUAUCUUUUAUUUUUAUUUUCUAUAGGGUAUUAAAGCUGUGAUUGCUGAAUCAUAUGAACGUAUACAUCGUUCAAACUUGGUUGGCAUGGGAAUAAUUCCAUUGCAAUUUAAGUCUGGAGAAAAUGCUAGUACAUUACACCUUACUGGCCAUGAAAUUUACAACAUAAAUAUUCCACAAGACUGCAAACCAUUGCAAAAUAUCGAAGUGACUGUAAAUAAAAUUUGGUUUUAUUUUUUUAUUUUUAGUUUAUAUUCUCCUCAAUUUCUUCAUUAUUAUUUUUCAGACCAAUACUUGUAUUUCAUUCAACACUAUUUUACGCUUUGACACAGAGGUGGAUAUUUUGUACCAUAAACACGGAGGAAUUUUAAACUACAUGAUCAGAAAAAUGUUGGAUUAAAUUGACUAGGUGUAUAAAUAUUAUGUUAACCAUGACUAUUAUUUAAAUCUAAAAUUAUUGUAAUAAUGAGGUACAGGUAUUGCAUUUUUAAACAAAUUUUUCAUUGCCAAACUAUAAAGAUAAAUUAUUAAAUUUGUAUAAAUAAAACAAAUAGUUAAAUUUUUUUACCAUUUCAGAGUGAAUAUUUAGGUAAUGUUUUGGUUUUAUGUACAAAAAUUGUCUGCCAAAUAUAUUUAUAUCAUUAAAAGAAUAGAAAAUAAAACCAUUAGUCUGUGCCAUGUAUAUUACAUUUUUAUCCCUUUAACUUUUAAGAAUGAAUACAAUUUAUAACUUCAUUAAAAAUGUAUGUAAAUUCAUAAAUAGCAAUGGAAUAUAAACACACUUAGCUAAGACAUUUUCAUUUUAUUUAUGAAAAAAAUCCAUAAUAUUUUAAAUCAUUUUUUUUCUUAAUUUACUUGUACCGAACUUAAACAUUAAAUACAUUUCAAAAAGCUUUACUGCUAUUGUAUUUGUAAGUAUUUAAUUUAAUUUUUAAUUCAUAAUUUUAAUAAACAACUUGAGGGAUUAUUUUAUGAAUGCAGCAUUUAAAAUUUUAACUUGUGCCAAGAAAAGUAAAAUGAAAAUAGUGCGUCUAUUUAGUAAAAUGUAUAAUGAUUCCAUUAAUUUCAAUUUGUUCCCCUUACUUUUUAAUAAUUAUAUAAUUUUGAUUGAUAAUAAAUAUUAAUACAUUUCAUUACAAUAUGUUAUUAAAGCCGUGUUAAUAAUUAUUUUAAUUAUUUACAACCCUUAUAAUUUAAACAAUAAUUUAAGUUAGGAUGGUACUACUUAUAUUACCAUUAACUGAAUAGAUGAUGAACUGUAUAACAAAAAAUGAUGUAUGAAACAAAUGUUAGUGAAUAUUUUAUUUUCUUAAGUACUCAGUUAUUCAGUACUGUAGUUAAACCAUAACUGUAAGUUAUACUUAUGACUGCAUGAAAUGUAUGUUAAUUUUUAUCUAUUCUUAUUAUUUUUGAUAAGAAUAAUAAUAAAAGUUAUGUUUUGCAUUUUAAAUUGUGAUUAUAACAACAAGACAAUUUAAAAAAAAAAUAAUUCAAGAAACAGGCAAAAUAAAUUGCUUACAAUAGUAUUGUACAAAACUAAAAUUUUAAUUUAAUAUAAUUUAAUUUUUAAUUCAAAAUUGUAUAAGGAUAUUAAAUAUUAGUAGUUUACAUUGUUUGACAAUAGAUGAUUAUGUUUGGUAUAAAAAUAUAAUUAAAAAAAAGACUAAUACUUCUAGAUAUAUGUAUAUGAAAAUAAAAACAAAAAACUAGACAUUUAAUUACUAUUGAUUAAUUGUUUUGAAAUAUGUAUAAACUACAGAAAUGUUGAUAUAUUAUAUAAUAUUUAAUUUUCAAGUAUAAUUUCAAUAAAAUCAUAAAAUGUUAUCAAUGUUUAUUACAAUAAAUAAAUUAACAGAUAAAAUAUUUA